Messenger RNA from Notothenia coriiceps (black rockcod), 4711 nucleotides. It is a transcript of the gene zic4, whose product is annotated as zic family member 4. The record is from RefSeq and is a predicted model, not a curated record. The transcript has 2 exons. Gene Ontology annotation, cellular component: nucleus. Gene Ontology annotation, molecular function: DNA-binding transcription factor activity, RNA polymerase II-specific; RNA polymerase II cis-regulatory region sequence-specific DNA binding. Lineage: Eukaryota; Metazoa; Chordata; Actinopteri; Perciformes; Nototheniidae. Gene Ontology annotation, biological process: regulation of transcription by RNA polymerase II. Bases 2385 to 3971 code for a protein of 528 amino acids.
UUAAGAAGGAUAGGAAAAGGAGUGAGUCAAGACUGGAGGUCAUGUAAGAAUUGCCACAAGAGAGGCUAAUUUGGAAAUUGUGUGCAAAGAAAAAAAGUUGUUGGAAUUAUGCAGAACUUUGUCGUUUUGAGUAAAUACGUUUAAGAUGACAUGCGUAAAAACAAGGUGCCUGAUUAGCAUGUGCUACCUUUAAGUGCCUUUAUCCAAAUGAAAUGAUACUGUAGAAUUUAAAAUGGCUACCUGGAUCUGUUUUAUGACUUACAGUGAAAAAUAAACUAAGCCAAAGCUGCACAAAUUUGAGUUUUAAGAGAUUCUGUUUUCACCUCUCUGUUAGUUUGGGUCCUGUACAACUCCCCUGUUUACUUGUCUCCAAGAGUGAGUGCGUGCACAACAUGGCCCAGAAAUAGCACCUGAACGUUUUGCAUUACGCUGUUGCUGUGAUGCCUCUGAGGGCCACAGCUGAGUGAACCCCACCGUAAGGCCAUUUAAUAAACACAUUCACAAAUAUUGACUCAUUGUCUAACGUGCUGGAGAUGACGCUGUCAGCCACGAGUCUGACGAGUCAAUUCACAGACAGAACUAUCAGGUUGUAAUAUAGUUUUAUAUCUGUUUUCGUAUAAACCAAUAUUAAAAGUGAGUUAUUUAUUAUUAUUAAUUAGCAUAUUCAGUUAAUUGGUCUAUAUCUAAAAACUACACACUGCAAAAACACAUGCUCGUAAUAUCGCUAUUUGAUUUUCUCAUGAACGAAAAUGUAAAAAAGAAGUGUGAGGGGGUUCAGAUAUUGGCAAUACAUUUAAGUUAUACUCUUAAAUCCACAAUUCACUCAUGCUCACCACAGAGUUGAAUAACACAUUUCAUUUUUGACAUCAAAGGUUUCAGCUCUGCAUGUGACCUUCUUUAAGGUCGCUGCAAGCAGUAAUUUAUUUUUGUCUUCAACUACAGAGAUAUUGCAGUCUACACACACACCACCAACCCCCACAACUAUAAUAUUAUACAACUCUCUUACAAACCUAAAUUAUAAUUAGUUUUAAAAGAGUAAAACUAUGGCAAGAAAUUAUUCAAAAUUCUCUCUAGUUGGGAUUUUAUUUUUGGAAGUCCAUGUUUGUUAAGAGAGUAAACGUGCCCACCGUGCUGCAGAUAUAUUCGUGCACAGUAACACCCACAAAUGUUUUGGCCACACAUUUGGUUUUUAAAAUAGUUUGUAUAACCUCAUCAUUUAAAAAAAAGUACAUAGACAAAAAUAAAACAAAAACAAAUUAUACGACAUCCUGUUAUGAUCCAUAAAUAAAAAAUAUGUCGUUUAAGCAUUCAAACAGGGAGCAGAACCUAACAUGUUAUACUUUGUAGGAUAAUAUCUUUGGAACCGAUACUUACAGCACACACACGUUUUUAUUUUGAACCUUAGUCUGCAACGGCACCACCUCCUGUGACCCUCAUCUGCUGCCGUCCAGGGUCUAAAGCAAAAUUACCCCGGAUCAUAACAACAGGUCCCGUCCAUUACUUUUUCCCCCCUCGGGACAAUGGCCGCAGCUCGCUCUAUUCACACUGACUGCACACACGGAUCCCACCGAGCAGAGCACGGAGUCAACACUGCGGUGCGCGCGGAGGAGCGACCGGCUGGAUGUGUAAAUAUGGGUUUUUAUCAAAGCGCGUAUUAAUACUUUUUACUCCGGACUAUUCAUACUCCCACGUGGAGUUUUCCUUUCGAUAAAUGGACAUGUUUCUCUCCGCUGACACCGAUCUUUUUACGUGCGUAAAGCUGUGCGUAAUUUGUGCGUAAACUUGUCCCUCAUACGUUGCAGGGGGAAAAUGAAGAUAUCACUGCAUUAUUUAUGAUCCUUAAAACAUUUUGUACUAACAAUAUGCAUACUCUAGCGAGGCAGGCUGUUUUGUAAUUGCAGAAUCAAAGAGGGGAAAUGGCUCUUUCAUAGCCGAGCAGCCUUUGUCUGCUCCGACAAAAGAGAGACGACUGUAUAUCUGGAUCAACUUUUUAGGACUUUUAUUGUACAAUAACCUUUGCAUAACAACUAUUUUUCUAAAGCGUUGCCUGAGGCACUGCGCAUGCGCGCUGGCAGCUUGCUGUCACUAAGACAUUUUUCUUCACGUUGGAAACUGUCACUGCUGACGUCAAUCACCAAGCUCUGACCAAUUAGAGCGCGGGGUGAUUGUUUAGCUCCACGGGCUGCAGCGCCUACCAUGAAUCUCUAUUCAGUAUCAAAGCGUCCUGCUGCUGCCUCUCAACCGAAUGGGAUUCCAUGUAGUCUGCAGAUAGACUUAACUUUAUAAAGUCUUUUUUCUUUAUUUUUUUUCACUACGAUUAAAAUAUAUUUGUCAUCAUCAUUAUUAUUUUGCCUGCUGUCAAGUUAUUCUAAAAUUAGGAAGUAAUGAGCGUGGAUGCACUGGGAAGCCCCGUGAUGGACCCUACGUUUUCCAAACGGAACACGGCGCUGAGAUUAGUUGACUUGGCAGGGGCUCACCACCAUCACCAUCAUCACCACCAUACCCCUCAGAGCGUGACAGGCUUCCCGGGGUUCAGCAGCCAUCCACACUCAAUGGCUCACUCGCACCCUGGGGAGAUUACUGCGGAACCCCGCCUGGGGCCGAGUCCAUUCGGGCCAGAACACAUGGGGCACUCCGCGGCCCUCAAAAUCAGCCCAGCCCAUCAUUAUCCCCACCACCAUCUCCACCACCACAAUCAUCAUAUGGCAGGCCACAGUGAAGUGGUCUCCAGUCAAACGGGAGCUUUUGGCCCGGUUCAGGCGACAUCGGUGCCCUAUCCUAUGUCUCACCACCCGGCCCAGGCUCUAUCCGCAGGCAGGGACUUCCUCAUCCGGAGAGAUCUGACAGCUCAAGCCAUGCCCGUGCUGACCGACCAGUCUGCCGGUUCAGCCUCUCACCACGGAAUGUUUGUCUCAACAACAGGUAGCUAUCCCGGACACUAUGGUCACCACCCUGACGCUGGGAACCUCUUCUCCGGACUCCAUCACGACCAGUCUUCUAGCGGAUCCCCGGGUGGCCAAGCGUUGAAUGGACAAAUAAGGUUAGGACUACCUGGAGAAAUGUACGUUAGAUCUGAUCACUUGAGUCAAGUGACAAGCUCCAGGGCUGAUCCGUUCUCCGCCUCGCCGAUGCAUGGCUACGGUGGUCUGAAUCUGAACAUGAAUCUGAGCGCGCACCACCACCACCACCACGGAGCCGGAGCCUUCUUCCGUUACAUGAGGCAGCCGAUCAAGCAGGAGCUCAUCUGCAAGUGGCUGGAGCCGGAGAUCUCGCCGAAGAAACUUUGCUCCCAAACUUACAGCACCAUGCACGAGCUGGUAACGCACGUGACGAUGGAGCACGUCGGAGGACCGGAGCAGGCGAACCAUAUCUGUUUUUGGGAAGAGUGUCCGAGGGAAGGCAAGCCUUUUAAAGCCAAGUACAAACUUGUAAAUCACAUCCGAGUGCACACCGGGGAGAAACCGUUUCCAUGCCCCUUCCCUGGCUGUGGGAAAGUGUUUGCCAGAUCGGAGAACCUUAAGAUCCACAAAAGGACUCACACAGGUGAGAAGCCCUUCAAGUGUGAGUUUGAGGGCUGUGACCGACGCUUCGCGAACAGCAGUGACCGGAAGAAGCACUCGCACGUGCACACCAGCGAUAAGCCUUACAACUGUAAAGUGCGAGGCUGCGAUAAAUCCUACACACACCCCAGCUCCCUGCGGAAACACAUGAAGGUGCACUGCAAGUCCCCCCCACCCAGCUCCGGGUACGAGUCCUCCACGCCGUCCCUGGUGUCCCCCUCCUCGGACAUGGGCCGGGAGCCAGGAGCCUCCUCGGAGCCGGUGGGAGCCUCCCAGCCGGCCAAUUUAAGCGAAUGGUACGUGUGCCACAGUUCAGGUGCAAGUGGUGCCCAAACACCUCCCAGUGGAGCCUCCACACCGGACCCCUCAGAGCCACCUUACAGGAACCAAGAGCCGAGGGACGCGUUUUAAUCUGGAUCUGAACGCAUCAUUGAAGCGUUUUAAUCUGGACUUGAACGCAUCAUUGACAUUUUUAAAAGCCUCACAGUUCAAAACGGUUUGGCUCCGGUGCCUAUACGCCUCUUGGAAGAACCCCCCAACAUUUGGAAGGUGCAGACCCUAAAGACGUGCUAAUUUCCAGGCACUCUAAAAAUAUAUAUUUUGAAACUCAGCUGUUUAAAAGCUUGGCUCGGUGCCUGACGGUCCACUUGUGGAGAGUCGUGUAAAUCCCGUUAGACUGUUCAUGUGGUAUUUUUAUUAGGCUAUAGGCAUGUUGGUGUACAAUUAUUUUGUAAAUUCAAUAUGUUUUUAUUUAUUUUUCAAUCUGAUAUUGAAGGGAAUUUUUGUAUUAUCGAACCAAAGUGCAUGUUUCAAUUAGGAUGAAAAAAAUGUACAUUUGUAAAUUUUGUAAGUUUUGAUGUGUUGGUGUUUGCAGUUAUUUGUACAAAACGUUUUUAUGUUUAUUUUCCCCAUGUGUGCAGAAGGGUCAACAAUUUGAACUGUUUCAUACGCCUGCAGUAUUUGAUAUACGACCGUGAAAUUAUAAAUGUUUUAUCAAAGUGGGCAUUUUGUGAUUUUGUAUCAUUGUCGUCAAUAUAUAUAUAUUUUUCUUUUUUUUUGAAUAUCUGAAAACGAACGGCACUCAAACGCGUACCGAAUUGCCUUGUAAUUUGUGAGUAUUUUGAAUAAAUCUUGUAUGACUAAAGUGAAAA